This is a messenger RNA of Cajanus cajan (pigeon pea), 408 nucleotides long. Lineage: Eukaryota; Viridiplantae; Streptophyta; Magnoliopsida; Fabales; Fabaceae. The record is from RefSeq and is a predicted model, not a curated record.
AUGCAACAGAAGUAUCAAGGUUCAACAAGGGUUAAACGUGCUCAACUCCAGACUCUCCAACGUGAGUUUGAGCUCCUAACAAUGAAGGAUAGUGAGAAAGUCGACUGCUACAUUGGGCGCACACUUAGUGUUGUAAACAAAAUGAGAGCCAACGGUGAAUCAAUGGACUCCAACAUAGUGGUUAGCAAGAUUCUCAGGUCUUUAACCUCAAAAUUCAAUUAUGUGGUAUGUUCCAUCGAGGAAGCCAAUGACCUAAGCACCUUGAGUCUUGAUGAACUCCAUGGGAGUCUGCUUGUGCAUGAACAACGAAUGCAAGAUUCUCAACCAUCAAAAGAACAGGUACUACAAGUUACGCAGGAUGAUCGGACAAGUCGUGGCUGUGGCAGUGGUAGAGGAGGUCGAGAAUGA